Molecule: messenger RNA, 546 nt
Organism: Jaculus jaculus (lesser Egyptian jerboa)
Lineage: Eukaryota; Metazoa; Chordata; Mammalia; Rodentia; Dipodidae
Gene: C14H19orf84
Product: chromosome 14 C19orf84 homolog
Exons: 2
Coding region: 1-546 (181 amino acids)
Source: RefSeq, a predicted model, not a curated record
AUGGACCAGGCGCAGGAUGGUGCUACUUCCAAUGGGAACAAUGUUUCGUUACCUGGGAUGGAGACAUUGUCGUCAACAUCCAUCCCAGCCCUACCCCCAGCAUUUCUGGGCACCCAGGACCCAGCCAACCUGGGGCUUCCUGAGCACCUGGCCUCUGUCACUGUCCCCAUCCGCCUAGACACCCUGUCCUACCUCCUGCACAGUGCUCUGCUCGGGACCUCCAGCCUCCAGCAGUCCUUACCGCCCUGCUCCUGCGCCUCUGACUCAUACCACACCCAGUCAGGCAUAGCCAGGAGGCCACCCAGGGGACGGGGACGAGGACGAGGGAGCUGGGAGGUUCGGCCCAGGCCUCCCUGGGGCCAGAGUCAGUCACCAUGGGGUGCUGGACGGGCCCAUCAGCUGGAGAAGGGCGUUGCGCGGGGUGGGGCUGGCUCCAAGACCCCGCCAGUGACUCCGCUGGCCCGUGAUGGGCAGAAAGAAGCUGGAGGAGAAGCACGUCCUCCAGCCCCACCAGCUGCUGCUGAAGACUGGGAGACUGACUACUAG